Penicillium malachiteum is the source of this 954-nucleotide messenger RNA. Its product is annotated as NmrA-like family protein. Lineage: Eukaryota; Fungi; Ascomycota; Eurotiomycetes; Eurotiales; Aspergillaceae. The coding region runs from base 1 to 954 and encodes 317 amino acids. The transcript is spliced from 3 exons. The record is from RefSeq and is a predicted model, not a curated record.
AUGGCCAUCACUGUUGGUAUUGCCGGGUUCACUGGCAAGUUCGCCAAGCGACUUGUAUCUCAUCUACUUAAACGGCACAACGUUUCCAUUCGUGGAUACUGCCGUGAUCCCAGCAAGGCACCGGAGACAAUUUCCUCCUCGGCGCAAGUCACACUCUUCGAAGGUGAUGCGUUCAACAAAGAUGCGCUCACUGUAUUUGCCAAGGGUUGCGAUGUGAUCGUGUGUUGCUAUCUGGGAGAUGAUAAACUCAUGGUGGAUGGACAAAAGAUGUUGAUCGACGUUUGUGACGAGUGCGAAGUUCCUCGUUACAUUGCCAGUGAUUGGGCGUUGGACUACACCAAGCUUAAGCUAGGCGAGCUGUUCCCUAAAGACCCAAUGAUCCAUGUUAAGGCGUAUGCCGGAACAAAGAAGGUUCAGGGAGUUCACAUUCUCAUUGGAGGAUUCAUGAAGCCCAUCUUUAGCCCAUUCUUCAACAUCUACGACCCUCAAUCCCAGGCUCUACGCUUUUGGAGCUCAGGCGAUGAGAUAAUGGAAGGAACUACCUACAAUAAUGCUGCGGAGUUCACUGCGGCUGUUGCCGUUGAUCAGAAGGCGACAGGUAUUUUGAAAUGUAACUUUUUUCAAUAUCCCGAAUCCUCGGUGGCCGAACUACCAUCAAAGAACUCGCCUCUUCUUUUCGAAAAGGUCUACGGAAUCAAGCCCACUCUGGAAAGCAACGGAUCUCUUGAUGACUUGUACAAGCUCAUGCACGUCAAGCGGGAAAAGAUUCCCGAGGAUAUUUACAGUUACAUAUCGCUCUUCUUCUACUACUACUGGAUCAACGGUCAGACUCUUCUAGGCAAAGACCUGCACAACGAUCGAUAUGCGGAAGUUAAACCUGUCAGCUGGGCGAAUUUCAUGACUCAAUGGCCCCUGAAAGCGUUGCCCACUUCAUUUUUCGCGCUGAAUGCUUAG